AUGCUGGAAACUGAAGUUUCUCGCUGGGAGGAGUUUCUCUGCCAAAAUCAUGGCGUUGAGUUCGUCUGGCUCCAGUACAUCACCUACAGCGCGUCAGCCGUCGUCCAGGUCAUGCCAGUCGCGCGCUUCACUCAGCUGAUUCGGAGCGGCCAAUGCUUACCGAUUACCACGACCAUCUUCCACCUAUUGCCGGGGGACCAUCUAGUAGAUGGUGCUAAACCGAGCGGGGUCUGCUAUCUUAAGCCGGACAUCUCAACGGUGUACUGCCAGGGUGGCUCGAAUUCCCACCGCGCAGUGGUAAUGACAUCCAGUCUCAACCAUGACGGGAGUCCGCUCCCUGAAUGUGCGCGAUCGCAACUGGGUCGUCUGACCGAUCUCUUGGAGCAAGAGACAGGACAUUAUCCUCUCGUUGGCUUCGAGAUGGAGGUCGUCUUUUUGCGACGGGUGCGACAAAAUAGUAAAGUGGUGGGCUACGAGCCCCCGAAUACAAACCAUUCCGUGUUCAGCAUGACCACCGACGACAAGAAGUCCCUCGACCUGGUGGAAGACAUUGCCCGAGCGUUGCUAGAAGCCGGGAUCGCUAUAGAGAAGUUCCACGCCGAGUCCGCCCCCGACCAGUGGGAAUUUGUCCUUCCCCGAGAUUCCCCCGUCAAAGCUGCCGAUACGCUCGUCAAAGCUCGUGCGAUCAUCUCCGACGUGGCAGAGAAAUACGACGUGCGGGCUACCAUGUACCCGCGUCUGUUCCCAAACAGUGCGGGCAGCGGUAUGCACACACACAUCUCCAUCAACCCGAUGGAAGGCGAGGACUUGCACCGUGCAGAACCCUUUUUUGCCGGGAUCAUGCAGCACUUCCCCGCGGUGCUCGCGUUCAAUCUGGCGCACGAUGCGAGCUACCAUCGAGUCAACAGUGGUAUCUGGAGCGGCGGGGAAUAUGCAGCAUGGGGCUGGGAGAAUAAGGAGAUGCCCCUGCGGCGGAUAACAACUAAUCGAUUUGAAGUGAAGUUGCUGGAUGGACUAGCGAACCCAUACCUAGCACUCUGUGGCAUGUUUGCCGCUGGGAUAGACGGCAUGAGACGAAAAUUCCCACUGACGGGAGGGGAUUGUCCUGUGUCUUCCUCCUUGCUCUUGCCUGCAGAAAAGGAGGCUCUUGGAAUCAAGACACUAUUACCCAAGUCGCUGUUGGAAAGUCUCGAUGCCCUAGAAGCUGACAAGUCGAUCUGCCAGCUAGUCGGCCCUGCGAUCAUUUCGACAUACAUAGGGGUCAAACGCGGUGAAGUCCAACACUUUCAGGGAAUGAAUGAUGAGGAGACAAAGAAUUACUUGAUCUCAAACUAUUGA
This is a messenger RNA of Aspergillus tanneri, 1338 nucleotides long. Its product is annotated as FluG family protein. Bases 1 to 1338 code for a protein of 445 amino acids. The record is from RefSeq and is a predicted model, not a curated record. Gene Ontology annotation, molecular function: glutamine synthetase activity. The transcript has a single exon. NCBI's taxonomy places the organism in Eukaryota, Fungi, Ascomycota, Eurotiomycetes, Eurotiales, Aspergillaceae.